AUGAGAAAAGUUGGCGCUAUCCUAUUAUUAGUGCUGGCCCUGCAGUUGGCUUUAUCGUCGGCUAUCCCGACCCCAUUCGCUUCCUUUGUCUCGAAGAAAAAGGCAAGAUCUGCACCCAGACAACAAAUAUCAAAGGGAACCAAGCAAGAGACCCCCAAAGCCGUCAACAGUGCAAAAGGAGCGACAACGAGACCACCUGUCGACUUCAAAGCCAUUGGGAAAUAUGUUGGGUCUCUGGCAGUGCAAAUGUCCGCUCUCUUCUUGGUCUGGUCCUGUAUCGACACCGUGGUCACAGCCGUGCCUAAUGGGGAGGGUCUACCACGAUGGACCAACACUAUUCUAUUCUAUGCUCUGAAUCUUUUGUCCUCCAAAUUCAAUCCACUACCAAAAGUUUCGGAAGGAUCAUAUGCGUCUCCUGGGAGGAAGAGACCAUCUUGGACACCUCCUGGUUGGGUCUUUGCCGUCAUGUGGCCGUUCUUUGUUUUUGGCACUCGAGCCUACACCAUGGCUUUGAUUGUGGAGAAGGUCGGAUAUUAUGCCAACCCAAUCACCAUGUCACUCAUGUUGCAUUUGGGAUUUGCCACUUUGUGGAACAGCAUGUAA
Seminavis robusta is the source of this 603-nucleotide messenger RNA. NCBI's taxonomy places the organism in Eukaryota, Bacillariophyta, Bacillariophyceae, Naviculales, Naviculaceae. The record is from the annotation of a GenBank genome assembly.